AUGAACGCUCAAAUCUUGGAAUUUCUUACCAUUGCUCUCAGAUUACUUUUUCCUCGCAACCCCAAUUCUUAUUCAUCAAAUUCAGAUAUCAAAACAGCGAACGCACUGAAACGACAUUCUGCUGAUUCUGACACCCUAAGAUCAUUCAACACUUUGCCGGUAUCGCAGUCCAACUUGCACACAAGUAUUUCUUCCCUUAAUUCGGCAGAAAAUGCAUCUGUGGAAGAGAUUUCGGUGCCGGAUGCACUUCGCCUUGAUCCACUUCCUGAAAAUGAUGUGUUACGAGCAGAAGCGGUAGCGUCCUUACCGCGGAUCAUGUCUAAAACAACAAUCAUCCAUAGUAGUGACGAGUCUCCUCAGGAAACAUUUGAACGGCUAAUUCGUGGUAUCAAAGAUGGCUCUAUGGAGAAGAGUGAAAUAGAGGAUCAGCUUUUCAAUACUUUGGUUGGCGGCCAGUUUGAUCUCGAGACAAGGUACAUCAUUGAGGACAGUAACAAUAUCGAAAGAAUGCUCACACUGCUUACCCAUGCGGACGAAACUUUGCAGGCUGAAAUCUGGAGCGUUUUUCUGGCAGUCGUUCGUAAGAGUAAACGAAAUUUGGAAGCAUGCUCGAGGAUUUCAUUAAUCUCCAAAAUAUUGGAUAUCUUGCCGGAUACCGAUGGGAUGCUCUCUGAUCUUCUUGUACAACUUCUUGGUGUUCUCACCAACUAUUCCAUCACUGUAAAAGAGACUAAGCAAUUUCUGCGCUCGUUACAGGCACCCAGGAAUUCCCUAAAACUUCUGCAAGUGAUGAAGCAAAUGCCGGUGCGAGACGAUGCCAAUGUAUUCUUCUCGUUUCCAGGAAAAUCGCAAGCGGGUAUUAUCGUUCCUCCUUUCGCUAAGUUUCCUUGCCAGUCUGGUUGGACAUUUAGUACAUGGUUGAGAAUGGAUCCAAUGUCAAGUGUUCUUUUUGAAAAAGAAAAACCAUAUCUUUAUUGUUUCCGAAGCAGCAAAAUGGUUGGGUAUUCUUGUCAUUUCAUGGGUAAUGCCUUAGUUGUUACUGCGGAAAAAUCAAAAGGGAAAAUUAAUUUCGGAAUCUUUUACAUUGAACUUCUAAUUUUUUUUUUGCGGUUUAGGGCUGUCUCGACAACCGACCAAUUUGAUCGCUGCGCGAUUGGUGUGUCACCGGAGGGCGAUCCUGACACUGCCUUUUGUGGCCAGAUGGGUGCGGUCUACCUGUUUGCUGACUCGUUAUCUCUCGAGCAAGCAAACUCCUUGUUUUGCCUUGGACCUGCAUAUCAAUCCUAUUUCGUGCAUGACUCUGGAAGUAAUCUUCCAGAAGGCUAUAAAAAGCACCUUUUCGAUGGUCGCUUAAGUAGUGCUCUUGUAAUGGCAUAUUGCCCGAAAAACUGUCAUGGCCAGCUGUGUUUAAAUUCACCGGCAAAAGUUCCAUCUGCAUAUUUUGUGCAGGUUCCUCACGCUGUUAUGAAGGAGGGGGUGGAAGUUAUAACUACGCACUCGAUUCAUAGCUCACUGCAAUCUGUAGGAGGAAUACAGAUUCUUCUGCCACUAUUCUCCCAACUAGAUCUUCCUUGCGAAGAUGGUAAUGCUAUGGAUGGUGAUAUGUGUUCUACGUUGUUGUCUCUCAUUGCGUUGUUGUUGGCCAGCUCACAGACAAUUCAGCAGCAAUUGUAUCACAGUAAAGGAUUCCUGAUAAUUGGCCAUGCUUUGCAGAAGUCGUCCAACAAGCACAUAACAAUGAAGGUUGCGGAACAGGUGAUAGACAUGGCGAAGUUCUUGCUGAGGUGCUCAUCCGGUGGACCUCUUAUCAAGCAACUUUUUGAGCAUAUUAUGUUCAAUCCGAAGCUGUGGAUAAAUAGUGAGCCAAGCGUGCAGGUGCACUUAUACAAUUAUCUGGCAACGGAUUUUCUUGGAAACACCAACUUCCAUCACAUAAUUCGUCAAGUGGCCACUUUCGGUGAAAUGUGCCAUGCUCUAAAAUUCUACUACUGGGUAACAUUGCCCAAACCGCCAUCAGCAUAUCAGAUAGAAGAGAGACCGGAAUCGUUCCCAAGUGAAGCUGUGAUAGCGAUAAGGGGCUCUAUUUUGGUUUUUCUCAACCGAUUAAUUCUUUUGAAUCCUUCGAAUAGUUCAAGCCAAGACGCGAUUCGUGAGCAAGAAAUCCACCAGCUCAUGAAUUUCGUGGCCACCGUUCAUGAGGAUGACAAUCUUUAUGACGUGCUUGCCUUACUGAAUCGUUUGCUGGGAUUCUACCCGCAUAUAAUGGUACCUAUGUUCGACAAAGACAAGGCUGUCGGGUUAGUCUUCAAACUGCUCUCGUCACCAAAUCAGUUGAUUCGGAUUCCUGCUCUCAAAAUGUUCGGCUUCUAUUUGCAACGCUCCACGCUCAAGCGGAAGACGGAAUCGGUAACAGCUCGCCAUCUGUACACUCUGAUUACUGAACGAUUACUUAUCCAUGCGGACUAUUUAACGAUCCCCACCUAUAUCGUUUUAUUCGAAAUCCUGACCGAGCAAAUGACCCCGGAUUUUGCCUACGCUAAGAGAGAAGCGGCGAGUGCCAGUUGGAGGUUCGAAAAUCCAAUGAUGCUGAAGGUGAUAGCCAACUUGAUCACUCAAUCUACGGAAUCGAAUGAACUAAUGCGGGUCAAGAAGUCUUUCUUGCUCGACAUGAUCAACAUGUGUCGUGAUGGAAAAGACAAUAGGAGAACUAUUCUGCAGAUGUCUGUUUGGCAGGAAUGGCUGAUAUCCAUUUCUUAUGUGUUCCCUAAGACUGAGUCGGAAAUAACAGAACUAGUUUACGAGAUGUUUGCCAUUCUUCUACACCAUGCUAUUCGCUAUGAGUAUGGUGGAUGGCGUGUUUGGGUUGAUACCUUGGCGAUAGCCCAUUCGAAGCUUGAAAAAACUUUGGCAACAAUCAGAGUGUCUUCAACUCCGGACGAAAUGCCAACGCCGAUUUAUCGAACACCAGAGUUUUGCUGGUCAUCCGUUCAUCUUCGGCUUCUUGGCGACCUUUUGGGUGGGAUUGAAACUGUCGUUGAAGAAUGGAAAUUAUCUGAGUCAUCAUCUAUUAGUGAUCUCUGCAAUACGAACGACAAUCAGAUCUUUGUUGGAAAUACUGUUCAUGUCAUCUCGCAAUUGGCUGACAGUCUUAUUAUGGCUUGCGGAGGCCUACUCCCUCUUUUGGCUUCUGCGACAUCACCUAACAGCGAGUUGGAGAUAACUGAUGCUUGUCAGCAAGAACUUCCUAUUGAGUGUGCCGCAGCGUUAUUGUCGCGAUUUGUACAGCUAGUCGAUGUCUUCGUUUUUGCAAGUGGUGUUUCAUUUGCUGAGUUGGAACAGGAGAAGAACAUGCCUUCUGGAGGUGUGUUGCGACAAGUGCUUCGCUUAAUCUCGACGGCCGCAGUUCGGCAUAUUCUCACCGCCCGUGUCCUGCGUCCAGACAGCAACGGUCAGGCGUUUGAACCGCAUGCAAAUCCGAAGAACGAGGCUAUCUAUGAAUUCGUGAAGGGAGCAAUCGAAUCGGUAAGAAUUGUGGAUUUGGAUCGCCUUCUACAAGACGUCGAUUUGCAGCGUAUUAAAGGAGCUGUUUACCGAGAUAUGGUAGAGGAAAAUCGUCAAGCUCAAUUCCUUGCGUUGGCCGUUGUUUACCUUCUUUCGGUCCUUAUGGUAUCUCGAUACAGAGACAUUUUGGAACCACCAGCUAGUCCGAGCCCCUUCUUCAAUUCUGCUACCAAUGGUGAGGAAUGCAGUACACCUGGAUCCUCCUCUGCGGGUGGGUCUGAAACCAAAGGCGCCAAGCCUCCUACUCCGGAGAAAUCAACUGCAAACGGAGAAGCUUUAAGUGAAGACGAGCACAAAGAGGAGAAAGAAGGGAUUUCAGCUAUCAUGGUGACUCCUGAAACGAUGAAAAAGGAUGGAAAGGACUAUAAAGCUGAAGAGUUGUCGAAAUUGGGGGCAUCGACGACAGGUGCUCCUUCUCAACAACCGGCUGAACGAAGGCAGUACCUAACUAGCAAACUGCAAACCGCAUUGGAGACCACCGCACCACUUCUGAGAGAAAUCAUGAGUGAUUUCCGAUCAUUCUUCCAAAAAACUCUUCUUGGUACACAUGGUCAAGAAAUUAUGAAUGAUAGCAAAGUACUGGAGACUCUGAAAAACCGACAAGGUUCUGUCAUUGAGCUUGUCAUGUUACUCUGCUCGCAGGAAUGGCAGACUUCUCUUCAAAAACAUGCUGGGCUUGCCUUCAUCGAACUGGUUAACGAAGGGCGACUUAUGGCACAUGCUACUCGGGAUCACGUGCUGCGCGUCUCGAAUGAGGCAGACUUUAUUCUGAAUCGCUUACGUGCUGAGGAUGUUAGCAAACAUGCUCAUUUCGAGAGUGAGACGAUGGCAAACCUUGACUUGCGGCGUGAAGAGGAAGCGCGAUGGGCUCAAGCCAUCCGAAAUGGACGACGACGAGAUGGUCGCCUUGCUGCAAAGUUGCUGGGAAACAUGAUGACUGUCCUUUCUGCGUGGGUUGAUAGUUGGCAAUUGUUCUGGCGACUGGAUGUCUGGGAAGAUGACAGCCGUCGGAGGCGUCGUUUCGUUCCGAACGUUUUCGGUUCGAGACAUGAGGAUGCGAGUGUAGUUAGCGUGGCGUCUGAAGACCAGGAGCUGAGCGAAGAGGAGAAAUUGAGGGCUCUUGCAAAUAGUCAGUCGUCGGAGUUGGUUGAUGAAAGUGACAUAGACAAAUGGGCUGCUGAAAUUGAUCCCACGCCAAGCAGUGUGACAAGCUACAGCACUCCGGCUAAACUGAUUGCACCAGGAGUCGUAGUUCCUGGUACUUUAUCAAUCACCGCUACUGAUUUGUUCUUCGAUGCUGAUGAGGAGAAUCCGUUAUACAAAAAGCAGGAUCCAAAGGUUUUGCGGUACUGCGAAUCGUUACAUGGAAGAUGGAAUUUACAAGAGAUUCGUGCCGUAUUCCUACGUCGACAUCUUCUACAGAACAUUGCGUUGGAGCUGUUCCUUGCAACAAGAACUGCGGUCAUGUUCGCAUUUCCCGAUCAGGAGACAGUGCGAAACGUCGUUUAUCAGCUUCCUCGUGUGGGUGUUGGGGUGAAGUAUGGUCUUCCACAAAGUCGAAAGACAAGCUUGAUGACUCCACGCCAGCUGUUCAAGCAUUCUGACAUGUGUCUGAAAUGGCAGAAGAACUUAACGUUUCACUCUUCAAAUUUCCACCUGGAGAUAUCCAACUUUGACUACUUGAUGUUCCUGAAUACGGUAGCCGGUCGAACAUUCAACGAUCUGAAUCAGUAUCCAGUGUUCCCGUGGAUUCUUACCAACUACUCAUCGGAUCAACUUGAUCUCAAUGUGGCAGCUAAUUUCAGAGAUCUAUCGAAGCCUAUCGGCGCCUUGUCUGAAUCUCGCCGGAAGUAUUUCCAAGAACGAUACACCUCAUGGGAAGACGAGGCCAUUCCGGCUUUCCAUUAUGGGACACAUUAUUCGACACAAGCGUUUACUCUAAACUGGCUGAUGAGAGUGGAGCCGUUCACAACAAUGUUUCUCGACAUGCAAAACGGUCGAUUCGAUCAUCCGGACCGGGUGUUUCACAGCAUCGCCGAAACAUGGGAUCACUGUCAAAAAGAUUCUCAUGACGUAAAGGAACUGAUACCUGAAUUAUUUUACCUGCCGGAGAUGUUACGAAAUAACAAUGGAUUUGAUUUGGGCCAAAGAUCAGACGGAGCAAAGAUAAAUGAUGUCGUGCUACCAAAGUGGGCAUCAUCACCCGAGGAGUUCGUUCUACUCCAUCGUCAAGCUCUCGAGAGUGACCUAGUCAGCUGUCAACUAAAUCAAUGGAUUGAUCUAAUCUUCGGUUACAAACAGAAGGGUCCUGAAGCGGUCCGAGCAACAAAUGUUUUCUACUACCUCACCUAUGAAGGUGCUGUCUGCUUGAAGUCCAUAGAAAGUGCCACUCAACUGGAGGCCAUUCAACAACAAAUUACGUCUUUUGGUCAAACGCCAGUCCAAUUAUUAGCAGAGGCGCACCCACCGCGUCAUUCUGUGAUGACCAUGGCUCCUCUGAUGUUCCGUCGCUGUGAGGACGACUUGUGCAUGCUGAUGAAGUUCAUCUCCAAUAGUCCCGUCGUCUUUCUUGCUGCUAACACUUUCCAUCAACUACCGCAACCUACCGUAGUCUCCGUCGCGCAGAAUCUCGUUUUUGCUUUGAAUCGAUGGGAUAAUUCAUACACAUAUGGAGCAUCUACAAGAAGUGCACUAUUAAAUGGCCUUUUUCAGAAUGACUUACCAUUGACAGUCGAUCCGUUGCUGGCUUCGGGUAACCCGUCCAUUCCUGUGGCUCGUCGCCAUUUGGGAGAUUCCCUGGACCAUCGACUAACAGUUCGAUGGAACAAUUUUGUUGCAACAACCGACAGCAGAUGCCUUAUAGCUUGUGGCUAUCCUGACUACAGUUUCCGAGUGAUCGACACGGAUGCUGCGCGUGUGCGACAAGUCAUCUACGGUCACGGUGAUGUUGUGACAUGCAUUGCACGAUCUGAGACGAGCCUUUUUGCUGACUGUUAUGUAGUGACUGGAAGUAAUGACUGCACGGUCGCUUUAUGGCAUUGGAAUGGGCAGGUAGGAUUUAUUGCCGGUGAAUACAACACGCUAGGGGAGACACCAUCACCCCGGGCCAUCCUCACAGGUCAUGAAGCAGCCAUCUCUGCUCUAGCUGUCUCCGCGGAGCAUGGACUCGUUCUAAGUGGUUGCGAAGAUGGGACCAUCUUAAUGCACACGACGGCUGGUGAACUUCUUCGGCGAUGGAGCAGUCGGCAACGUGUCUCGCAGUUGCUGAUGAGUCGAGAGUGUGUUGUGAUGGCUAUUUACGGUCACCAUAGCUUCGUCACGUUGACGACGACUGCGAACCAGCUCGACGAAGCCGUCGCCGAUGACAAAGUGGAAUGUGCCUGCUUAACAAGGGAUGGCGAGUACGUGAUCAUAGGAUCAGAGAGUGGCCGAUGUACUGUUUGGCGAUUAUUCCCAUUGCAAAAGCUGUAUACCUUCCAGCAAGUGGACAGUGCGAUACGAUCAGUGGCAGUGUCAGCGAAUCAUCGAUUUGUUCUUGCCGGAUUGGAUUCUGGAUCCAUAGUCGUUUUUAACGUCGACUUUAAUCGCUGGCAUUACGAGUACAAGAAUCGCUAUCAAGCCCAGAAAUGA
Molecule: messenger RNA, 7191 nt
Organism: Haemonchus placei
Lineage: Eukaryota; Metazoa; Nematoda; Chromadorea; Rhabditida; Trichostrongylidae
Source: the annotation of a GenBank genome assembly